ACAAGACCGAUCCCCGACGCAUACCCCCUACACCCACCCCCACCCCCACCAUGACUGAACUCUCCCACCGCACCAGGCUCUACAAGAAGAUCGAGGACAACCUCUCCGACGAUGACGUCAGAAGCCUCAAAGCCAUGCUAGUUGCCGACGAGCACCUUGGACAAGCAAGAGUAGAAAAUGCGACGCCUCUAGAAAUCAUGAACAUGUUAGAAGCGGACAAUAAGGUCGGGAAGGGCAACCUAGCGCUGCUAGUGGACCUUUUGAAAGCCCUCGGUAAGACGAAGUUGGCAGAAGAAGCCGAGGACGUCGCAAAAUGGGAAGGAACUGGAGGACCGUCAUGCACCAUUGAGAAUGUCAUCAGCUGCCUGAAAGACCUGUAUGCAAGAGAACACGCUCGUGUGCGGCCUCUUCCGUGGUGUGAAGACCUCAACCUGCCUUUGGGAGAAGUUUUCACCAAUCUGCGACAUCAGCGCAGGGGCGACAGGGGGCGCUUCCAGGACACAGACACUAUCGUAAGCCUAGCAGAUAUUUUCAAGAAGACCGAAGCUAAAGAUGUUAGAAGGAUAAGGGUAGAGGGGGAUCCCGGUAUUGGGAAGUCGUGCUCUUGUCAGAAACUGGCUCAUGAUUGGUCCUCUGGGAAACUGAAUAUUUUUAAGGCUGUUUUCUUUCUGGAAAUUCGGCACAUGUCUGGGAAAGUAAAAGAUGCAAUAUUUGAGCAACUCCUACCAGAGGAUACAAACAUGACCCCGGACCAUCUCUGGUCCUACAUCCAAGAGAACCAGGAUGAUGUUCUCUUCAUCCUGGACGGUCUAGAUGAGCUCAGUCAGACAGCUAGAGAAGUCACAGAUGUGGUAGCCUUGAUUCAGGGUAAAAUCCUCAGGAACUGUCAUGUCCUGGUGACCUCCAGGCCGUACCACUGUGUCAAAGACUUGGAGAAAUGUGAUGAGUUUUACAAAAUAAUUGGUUACAGCAAAGAUGAUUGCGUCGAAUUCAUACAGAAAUACUUCACUGAGACUCCUGAAUGUGCUGGAAAGCUAGUAGAAGAGGUUAAUUGUAAUCAGAAUUUGUCGGAAAUAGUUGUUAAUCCCCUCAACAAUGUGCUGAUAUGUAUUGUAUGGGAAGACAAUGAGGGAAAGUUGCCUUCCAGUCCAGAUGAACUGUAUCAAAUGAUUGUAUAUUCGAUUAGCAAACGAUAUUGUACAAAGAAUAGUAUCCCAUUAGAGGGUGGUGAAAUUGCUCCAACCGUAGAAGGUGCAUUGCGAGCCUUGGGGAAACUGUCCUGGGAGGGACUAGAGCAGGAUCAGCUCCAGUUUAACAUAAAUGAUAUCAAGGAGAAGUUUGGAAACAAUGCAGAUGACAUGUUGGCUAUCGGCUUACUGACAAGAGACAACUCUUUCUCCAGAAUCAAACACAGUUGCUUCUGCGCUUUCUUACAUAAAACAUUUCAGGAAUACAUGGCUGCCUACUACAUCAGUGACUUGGUCAAAAAGGGAAGUAAAGGGGAAAACGGCAAAGAAUGCCUUCGUAGUUUGUUUGGAAUGACAGUGGCUACAGCUAGUAAUGUUGACAUGGAACUGAUGUCAGCAAACCGUGAGAGAUAUAGGGAGGUUCAGAACAUGCUGCUUUCGAUCCUGGGUGACACUUCAGGCCCACUGUUUGAAAUGUUUGCAGAGGAACUUAGAAAAGACGAGUGUAAGCGGGAGGACAGUGAUCUUCUGUCCUUUUUCUGUAUCAUGUUUCUUGGUAGAAGUUGUAAAGCUGGCAGAACGUCGUGUAGACUGGCGGAGAUUGUGGCACCUUGUCUGUCCCACAUAACUAACGACGUAAGCAAGCAUGAUGCUUCCAAGUCCUUCAAAUAUGAUCAGGCUGAGUGGAUUGACGGUUUGAUACAGGUUGUCAGAUGUCAAAGGACAUUUGCUGUGAACCCGGAUUUAAGGUCGAUACGACAUCUCACUGUUAGCUGCGACGAGAUGUGUGGUAUGGUUUUGCAGCAAAGGCAACUUGAUAUUUUAGAAAAUUCCCUAUCAGAUUGCGAUGCAAUAAGUUGUGUCACAUUACUACAGUCCACACUCUAUAUUCCGAUUGUUACAUCAGAGGGACGGGAACAGAACCUUGCAGACAUUGACGAUUGA
Branchiostoma floridae (Florida lancelet) is the source of this 2132-nucleotide messenger RNA. Its product is annotated as NLR family CARD domain-containing protein 4-like. Gene Ontology annotation, biological process: regulation of apoptotic process. Bases 51 to 2132 code for a protein of 693 amino acids. Gene Ontology annotation, molecular function: protein binding. The transcript is spliced from 3 exons. The record is from RefSeq and is a predicted model, not a curated record. NCBI's taxonomy places the organism in Eukaryota, Metazoa, Chordata, Leptocardii, Amphioxiformes, Branchiostomatidae.